AUGACUGAAUCGUACCACAUUGGUUCACUCCAGAUCAAGGAGGCGUACCGGGCCCUCGCCAAAAGACACCACCCCGACCUGUGCGAGGCCAGUGCUCGCAGCGAGGCCGAACGACAGUUCAAGCUGAUAAAUGAAGCGCGCACCCAGUUGCUGGCUUCUUCUAGCGGGUCAUCCUCCACACGGCACUAUGCCGGCUACCAGUCGGCGGCGCACGGAUCUGCCAGGAGCAGCGAGGCCCAGUUUAGCAACGGCUUUGUGGCCGCCAUCAUCUCCAUGCCCCUCAUCCUGACGGGCAUGUGGAUGAGCCGGACGAUGCCCGACACCCUGUCCUCCACCUGGCGCAUGAACGGGCUGAUGCAGUCCCCCGUGAACCCCUGGCUCCGGGAGGAUCUCAAGCCCAGGACCCGGAGCCGGUGGUCUGGCGGCGGCAAGGAGGUCGAGGGCUGA
Auxenochlorella protothecoides is the source of this 447-nucleotide messenger RNA. RefSeq lists its product as hypothetical. The record is from RefSeq and is a predicted model, not a curated record. The transcript has 2 exons. The coding region runs from base 1 to 447 and encodes 148 amino acids. Lineage: Eukaryota; Viridiplantae; Chlorophyta; Trebouxiophyceae; Chlorellales; Chlorellaceae.